Salvelinus sp. IW2-2015 is the source of this 1495-nucleotide messenger RNA. Lineage: Eukaryota; Metazoa; Chordata; Actinopteri; Salmoniformes; Salmonidae. The record is from RefSeq and is a predicted model, not a curated record.
AUGGACGGCCGGCGCAAACUGGACCCCCGCGCCUUGCCUCAUCUGGGUUUUGACACCAGUAUCUUGCCCAUCUGUAAGGACUCUCUGGGUUGGAUGUUCAACAAGCUGGACAUGAACUAUGACCUCCUGCUGGACCAAUCAGAGCUCAGCGCCAUCUACCUGGACAAGUAUGAGCUGUGUAUGAAGCCCCUGUUCAACUCCUGCGACUCUUUCAAGGAUGGGAAACUGUCCAACAACGAGUGGUGCUACUGCUUCCAGAAACCUGAUGGUCUGCCCUGCCAGAAUGAGAUGAACAGGAGUCAGGGUCGGAGGAACACUGUCAUAGGGGCCUAUAUUCCACGCUGUUCUGAGGAGGGUUACUUUAAGCCAACCCAGUGUCAUGGCAGUACUGGACAGUGUUGGUGUGUGGACAAAUACGGCAACGAGAUCGCCGGCUCCAGAAAACAGGGCAACCCCACCUGUGAGGAGGACCAAGAGACCUCGGGGGAUUUUGGCAGCGGGGGCGCCGUCAUUCUCCUUGAUGACCAGGAGGAGGAGCCAGCUCAGAGUGGGAGGAGCCGGCAGAAGCAGAGGCGGGGCCGGAUCCAUCCCAGAGGGGCCAUUGAGGAUGACGAGGACGAGGAAGAUGACAAAGAUGACGAGAUUGGCUACAUCUGGUAGCUCCGCCCCCACCUGUUCUCCCAUCAACCAACCAGGGACCCCCGUUAACUCUGAACAAACCUGAAGCCAUUCCAGCGUCUCCUUCGUACCCCUCAGCAUCAACUCUGUGUUCAACUGACUAUCCCCUCCUCUAUGCCUCUUAUUCACCUUGAAACUUUCUCUCCGCUACUCAACCUUCAUAUAGUGUGUCCCUCCUACUCUCCUUCAGAGAAUAGAGACGUAUUCAAUUCAAACAAAGACUGUCUAGUCUCUUUUAAUGUGUGUCCCUCUGCUACUGCAUUUGUCCUCAAACCCUUCAACCAUAGACUGACACAUUGCUAUAUCCUCUCUCUCUCUUUCUUGCUCUUACUCCCUCUCUCAUCUCCCCGUUCUCUCUCUUUAUCUGUAUCUGUGUGUCUCUGAGAGUCUCUUGUCUGACUGUGAGGUCAGAAACAAGUUUGAAGGCGAGAUCCUAUGGUGUGUUCUGGCCCUUCUGUCAAAGACUCCAUUUUCCGCUCCCGGCCUCACCUCUCAUGUUCUAGAAUACCAUAUUCUCUGGUUCCAGAAUAUUCUAUAGGCUCUUUGGUCGAGAAUAACGUUCUUGCUGUUAUUGAAUGCUCCAGGGUGCCCUAGAACCAGAAAGAGUGAUGAUGUGUUACUUUUUGUUGCAUGUUCCCUGACUACGCCCCUGUGGAAAGAGAAGUUUGGGUGGCAAGAUACACUGAGUGUACAAACAUUAAGUAUACUUUCCUAAUGYUGAGUUGCACCCCGCCCUUUUACCCUCAAAACAGCCUCAAUUUGUCAGGGCAUGGACUCUACAAGUUGUCGAAAGCGUUCCAUAGGGAUGCUGGCCCAU